Messenger RNA from Xyrauchen texanus (razorback sucker), 9389 nucleotides. RefSeq lists its product as uncharacterized. The coding region runs from base 1 to 7854 and encodes 2617 amino acids. The transcript has a single exon. Gene Ontology annotation, cellular component: nucleoplasm. The record is from RefSeq and is a predicted model, not a curated record. Lineage: Eukaryota; Metazoa; Chordata; Actinopteri; Cypriniformes; Catostomidae.
AUGGAACGCUGGGUUCUAGAAGGAGAUAGAUACUCAUUACUUCGCAGUGCUCCACACACGUUCAACCUGCAAAAUCGUGAUGGCCCAAAUCAUGUGGAGAUCUUUGACAUCACUGCUAUCCCCAGCCCUCGUAGUCCCAUAGCUGAAACAACAUGCCUUUGUGACAUUUUUGGGGAUGACGGUGAAUCUCCGUCACUUUCUAGUAGCCCAGCAUCUGCCAUAUUUCUCAGGAGGGAAGUGAAUCAGCCUUUCCCAACAGAUGAUGCUAAUGACUCUUCAGGAUCUUAUCACACUGCCAAUGGAUCUGACUUAAGUGACACACCUUCUCCAAAUUUAAAGGAUUUUUCCACUUCUGAGACCUGGGAGUCAAUUUCACAACCAAUUGUGUCAACCAUCUCAUCAGAUUCCAAAAAUGAACUUUACCCUUUUGAUUGCACACCACCUGCAGCCAAAAUAAAUUGUGAUGACCUUUCACAUACAGAUAACUGGGCAGAACCCCAAGUGUCAGUGAGCUCCACCGCAGUGAAUGAAACAGAAAACACAAAUGCAUCCCAAUCACAAGAUAUUAAUUCAAAACCAGUUACUAGUCUGAUUAUUCCAGCAAAGGAGCCUUCUGAUCCCUCAAGUAAAACUAGUACAACAUCCUCAUUUUUGGAGGACAGUGCAGAGCUAGGAGGAAUGACUGCGACAUGUCAGCAUACAAGUACAAACACAUGUUUAGAUAGACAAGUCUGCAUACCCUUAUAUGAGUCUACAGACUGUGCAUCAUCUCCACAGUUACGUUUGGCAGAAUCUCCACCUGAGCAAAAUAAUGUGGUUUCUUCUGAGAACAAAGAAAGUAUGAACUAUCAUAGUUCACUCAAGAAAACCUCCCACCUUGCACAAGAGAUGAUUAAAAGUGUUACCCCAUCAGAAUGGUCAAAUACUUCUCAGCGAGACCGCAUUUGUAGCCCAAUUCAGGAAAUGUCCACUUUGCCAGAAAACAGAGAUAUUAAUUUCAUACCUGUACCCAGUGACAGACCUGAGCUCAAAGUAACUUACACUUCACCUGUAAGCAUGGAUAUUAGCGUCACACCUAUGUCCACAAGUAAGUCUUCACCUGAGCAGCUGCAUUUGAUUUCAACUCAAGUGGGGAACACCUCAGAGUUUCCAUACUUGGAGGAUACCUAUGGUGCAUCUUCAGCUGUAUCUACUCCUCCAACCAAUGAUAAUAGAGAAAUAGAUUCUCCAACUGUGUCGACUAUUUCCACGGAAACAAAAGAGCUUGUGUUUCCAUCCAAUCAGAUAUCGGUCUCUGCAGAUGACAAAGAGAUCAAUGAAAUCUUCUCUCCUGAUAACUCUGCACUAGCUCACUCACCAGAACAUGUAAUAAUUGACUCACCUAUGGGUUAUACCAUAAGCCCAUUGCCUAUAAAUGAGAGAAAGGUUUAUUCAACUGAACCUGAACCUGAAGCCUCAUCAUCAUCCCCUGUUUUCACAGGGAUUGAUUACAGUGAAAUCUGCUCAUCUCCUGAUCAUUCAGCUCCAAAUCACUCACCAGAACCAGUAAAGAUUUACUCACCAAUGUGUUAUACAAUUAGUCCAUUAUCUACAAAUAGAAGAAAUGUUAAUUCAGCUGAGCCUGAAAAGUUACCAUCCUCACCAAUUGUCACAAGUUUUGAUAACAGUGAUAUCUGCUCUUCUCCUGAUCACUCACUUCUAGCUUACUCACCAGAACCAGUAAUAAUUCACUCACCUAUGGGUUAUUCAAUUAGUCCAUCACCUACAUAUGGAAGAAAUGUUAAUUCAGCUGAGCCUGAAAAGUUACCAUCCUCACCAAUUGUCACAAGGAUUGAUAACAGUGAUAUCUGCUCUUCUCCUGAUCACUCAUUUAUAGCUUACUCACCAGAACCAGUAAUAAUUCACUCACCUAUGGGUUAUUCAAUUAGUCCAUCACCUACAUAUGGAAGAAAUGUUAAUUCAGCUGAGCCUGAAAAGUUACCAUCCUCACCAAUUGUCACAAGGAUUGAUAACAGUGAUAUCUGCUCUUCUCUUGAUCGCUCAUUUCUAGCUUACUCACCAGAACCAGUAAUAAUUCACUCAUCUAUGGGUUAUUCAAUUAGUCCAUCACCUACAAAUGAGAGAGAGGUUUAUUCAACUGAACCUGAAGCCUCACCACCCUCCCUUGUCAUCACAGGGAUUGAUAACAGUGAUAUCUGCUCCUCUUCUGAUUACUCAGUUCCAGCUCAUUUACCACAACCAGUAGUAAUUCACUCACCUAGGGGUUAUUCCAUUAGCCCGUCUCCUAUAAAUAAGAGAAAUGCUAAUUCAACUGAACCUGAAGCCUCACCAUCCUCUCCUGUCAUUCAAGGUAUUGAUUACCGUGAAAUCUGCUCCUCUCGUGAUCAUUCAAUUCCAGCUCAUUCACCAUUACCAGUAAUAAUUCACUCACCUUUGGGUUAUACUGUUAACACAUCACCUACAAAUGUGUUAAAGGUUUAUUCAGCAGAGCCUGAUGACUCAUCAUCAUCCCCUGUCAUGACAGGGAUUAAUUAUGCAGCAACGCCUACAUUCAGUAGGGAUUCCACACCUGAAUUAAGGAAAAUUACCCCCACUCCGGACAACAGACUAAACUACCUUACACCUGAACAAAAAUCUUCAGCACCUUCACCAGAACUGAGAUCAGUCACCUGCUCACCUGAAAUCAAGACAAUUACAUACAGUGUUCUGUCACAAACUACAAAAUACCCAGUGAUUGGAGGCAUUAAAUAUAGUGUUGUUUCACCAAAUGACAUUUUGGCACAGUCACCUAAGGUAGAUACAACUGUCUAUGGCAACUGUAUUGAAAAUUCUAACUCUCAUUUUAGAAAUGAGUCCUUGGUCUCACCAACCUCAAGAAUGUUUUUGUUAACACCAGAGAGCAUAUCAAGGCCAUCAUCAUCUGCUUUAAACCAUACAAGAGAUACAACAUUAUCCCCUGAUCUUCAACUAACCCUGGAGCCUUCCAUCCAUUUGGAACAGACAGACAAUCAAAUUUUACCCAUAAUUUGUGAUAGAAUGUCUCCUCCUUCCCCUAAUCCAAUAAACAGUAAUUUUGAUGAUCCUCCUCACUCAGAGAAUUUCAAUAGUGCAUCAGACCUAGUUCACAGUCAAAGGCAGAUCUUGCAAGAUUCACCAUCUAAACCCAUUAAUCCUGGAUCAUCAAUAGUACAAAAGGAAACAAAUCAGGAAAUUGUUGACAAUGACACAAGUGAUUUAAACAUGUGUGGAAUACCAACCUCCCUAAGUCUAUGUGAAUCAUCUGUGUCAAUGCCAGUGGCAUCUGUGCUGGAGAAAGAAUGCUUGGAGGUUUAUAACAGCAACAGUGGGACAGAAAUGUUGGAGAAUGAUUCUGCCAGUAGUGGAAAGAGGCUUAGCCAAGAGCCUAUAGCAUUGAGGGAAAGACCGGGGGCUAUCUGUUGGCAGAGGGGUGGAGAAUAUGACAGGCAGUCAUGCAGGGAAAAAGAAAGUGAAAAGAGGGAGGGAGACCAGUGUAUAUUGGGAGAAGGGGAGGAGAGUAUUAGAGAGAGUAGUUACAGAGGGGAACAGGUUGAGCUGUCAUUCAGUUCCAGGAAUAGAAAAGGGCCUGCAGGACACAGCCCAGCUCCCUCUAGUCGAGACCCAAAGUCGGGAAUUCCAGCUAACUCUUAUUUUGAGUCACACCCAGCAACUCUGCAGCAACAGAGUCAGUUCAGAACACAGGGCUCACAACAAGAGAACAAGGGUGUCGCCAGGAGGGUCCAAUCAACUGUCAAGAGUAAAUACAGCAGUGCAGACUGUCUACCUCCAGAGUAUACUGGUGAGACCUCCAGCAUGGGAAGUGAGUUUGAUGAGGCAGACAAUGAGGUAAAGUGGCUUACAGAUCUGGCUUUCAGAAGCCUAUCUAGCCCUCAGGUGGAUUAUUUGGAUGUGUACAAUUCAAGCCACAGGUCAUCUACAAAUGUUUCACAGCCAUCAACCAUGGAUAGCCCAGGUGCUGUUGCAUGGAUGAACUAUGCAGACUUGCGUGGCUCAACUUUCCAUGAAAAUGAUGACUUGUUACACAGUUCCUCUUUUUUAACCCGUGAGGGCCUGGACCCGAACAAAGGCUUUGAGAUGGGGAGUUUUGAAUGUGUGGAUGUUGCAUUAGAUAGCAAGGAAGAGUCCAGCAGGAGAAAGAGGACAGUACCCAAGAGGCAGAUACAGCUGUUAAGGCGGAACACAGAUGAAUCCAUAACUAAAGGGAACAAUGGAAAUAUUUUGGCUUCACCCUCCACGCAUAGAUGCUCGAAAGACAUCCUUGUUCGCCAACAUAGCACACCAGCUUCUGUGCAAGAGGUCAUGUCCAGAGAGGACCCAAAUUCACCUAAAAAUGAUAGGAAAAGGACAUUGCAGAAAUCUGUGUCUUUAGAUGAUGCCUCCUCUAAGACCCAAAUGGCCUCCUGCAUUAUCAAGAGUGUGCUGUCAAAGAAAAUGCAGGAUGCACAAAAAGAAAUAUUAAAAAGUGAAGACCCAAGUCCAUCUAGGGAUAAAAACAAACAUCAUAAUAUUAGUCCCAGCUCCUUUGAUGGUCUACCAAGUAACAUGGAGAAGCAUAGCUUAAGUUCUAGCCAGCAUUCUGAAUGUAAUCUUUCAACUGAAGAUUUUGCUGUCAGAGAGGAAAAAAAUCCACAUUGGCAGGUGAAGAAGUGUGCCCCAAAAGUUCCUCCAAAACCAGUAUUAAGACCUGCAUUUUUUAACACAGGGGAUGCUGAGCUACCAGACAACUUAUCAAGGGAUGAAAUUAGGCCCAAAUUGUCUCUCCCAGUUGAAGAGAAAGUCUGUACGAAUGAUGGGAAGAAGGGAAGAAGUGGCAACCUGGGAGAGAGGUUCAAUAGUGACUCAGCAAAUGCCAGAGCCAGGAACACAAGUGUUGCUGUUGCCACUCAAGCAGAAAGCAUGCAGAGCAGAACAAUAAGCAGAGACACAGAGUGCCAAAUGACACCAGAAAACCAAAGACAACAGGGUGGCAAAUGCAUAUUUAUGUCAAAAACUCCAGAAAUAACUCUUUCCACAAUCAAAGAAAAAAAGAAGUCUUCUUUGAAAGUUUCUCUAUCCCCUGAUGUAGAACGGUCCAGAGAAAUGUGUGAAUGUCAGUCUGCAGAGGAUAUAAACACCAAAUCUAUGGAAGUUACAGAAACUGAAGAAGAUAAUGACAACAACAAAGCAAAAUCUGUCAUACAUAGAGUUAGAGAUGUAAGAAAAUUGGUUAAAAACUCAUACAACCUGUCUUUUAAAGCAUCAAAUACAACCUCUACUGCAGAAGACACACCCAUUCAAGAGGAAAGAGAGAAGCCACCACAAACUCCUCCAGCCUUGAACAUUAAAUGUAAAGCUAUUAGUUGGAAGGACAAGCAAACAUCAGGCAGUAAAGCAAUCCACUGGCAAGGUGAAAAACAGGCUGUUGACAUAUCAAAAACAUCUCAACCGCAUGUGGGCACAGGGAAAAGCAGAGAUACUGACAGCACUGGAAAAACAUCCAAAGCCCCUCUGCUAAAGAUACUAACUACUGAACCUAAAGUGACAGAUUCCCAGUUUGCAAACUUAGAUGAAUUAAUUGAAGUUUCAAGAUCUUCCAAUCACUCUGAUCCGAGUACUAAGCAAGGGAUGCCCCCUAGACCCCCUAGUAAGGAGAGGGAAGUGUCUGCAUUGGUGGUUCUGCAGGAUGGCCCAUCCAAGACAAUUCAGAGUACCUCUGACUAUAAAAGCACUAACCCCACUCAAAUAAAAGCAAAAAGCAGCAGCCACUCUGUCUCCAUGCUACUUAAGGAGAAAGGAAUGCAGGCGGAUAUUGGAGUGUGUGAUGUUGUCGCUGAAGGUGCGAGUGCUACAGCUAAACAUGUCAAUAGACUUGAGGUACCUUUGCAGGCCUGUUUAUUAGAAGUUAUCUCAGAUGAAGCACAAGUAAAUACAAAAAAUGCAGCAUUGUCUUGCAAUUUAACACUUGUUGACAACAGUUCCUUGAGGACAUCCCAUAGUCAGGAUGGCCCUCAGUUUCAGUCAAAAGAACAAAGUGAGAGUCCCAAAGGAACGCUGGCAGAAGAAUCUUCAAUGCAACAAAGGAAGGAAGAAAAAAAUAAAAAAUUAACUGCCACCACAACUAUGAUACAAAUGCCAACUAAUCUAACAACAUUAUUCAAGCCAGAGGCGAUAUCUUUUUCAAGUAAUUCAAAAAAUAACGCUUUGCCAGCGACUGCAUCAAAAGAGAUUGAGUUACCUAUACAAGUUAGGUCAAUAUCCAGUGAUAGGCUGAAACCAUUUGUGCCACCAAAACCCAGCUAUAAAAAGUCAUUUGCAGAGAAAAAUGAGAUACCAGCAACACUGAUUUACAAAGAUCAACUGAAUGAGGCCUCAUCAAGCAAUACACAAAAAUUAGGUCUAUCGGCUGUAUCAGGCGACAAACCUCCACCUAUUCCAGUGACAACAACUCCAAGUUCUGUGCAGAAAUCUAACACAAUGACAUUCGCCAGUGUGGAUCAACACCAAUAUUCAACCAAUAGCACUUGCCAGCAACUGACCACAUCCAUUAAUCAAGACCAGUCAAUACUAGCUAGUUCUUUUGUUUCCAAUCCAUCUGUGAGGCCCACAGGUCCACAUGCCCAUAGUCACACACAACCUGUGUCAAGAGCAUCACCUAAUGACAGAUUUCACAAAGACGACUAUCGUUUCUAUGCAUCUGAUGACCCCCCCAGCUAUGAUGAGCGAGAGAGUUUUAGCACACUACAGUUGUCGGACUUGCCCCAACAAAAGCCGUACAUGCAUCCAACCACUAAGCAAUCUUCAUGUUCCUGCACAUUAAGUUCCCACUCACGUCGAGGUAAUCCCAACCACAGCUCAGAAGAAUGGAUUCCACCAGUCUCACAGUCCCCAGGCCAAGUCCUCACCUGUCCAGGAGCUCCUCCACAGGCGCAGGUUCGUCCUCAUCAGAGCAGACCAGAUGGACAGGCCCAGAAUUACUCAAGAGUCUCACCAAAUUCCUCAAUACCCAAUGCCCCAGCUUUAAUUCAGCCUUUGCACCACCCAAGAACUUGUCCUGUGGCAAAAACACAACCCUACAGUGGUGACCAAUCACCAGCUUCUGGGCAGCACAGGGACAGAGUCCCAGUAAGUCAUCAUUCUCCACAAGCAGCAGAUCCUGUACCAUAUCAUGAAUACCCUCCAGCUAACAUGUCUACUUUGGAUCCCAGAACUCAGUUGUUUAAUCCCCAAGAUUUGCCACCAUCCUUUGGUCAUGAUUAUGGGAGUGAAGUUCCAGGUGGAGCCAGUGUAUUAUAUCCAGAGAAUGCAAAUGGACCUAGCUGUGGACAAGGUCCUCGUCGUGUACUUCUUGAUCCUGAGACUGGUAAAUACUUUUAUAUCGAGGUACCAAUGCAGCCACUCAGAAAAAUGCUGUUUGAUCCAGAAUUGGGCCAGUAUGUGGAAGUUCUCAUACCGCAGCAGGCAAUGUCCCACUCUGGGCUGUACCCACCAGCUGCACCCCCAUACUCCUCUCUGCAAAAUCCAGGUUUAUAUGCACCACAGUACCUACCUUAUGCAAUGCCAUCUUACACAGCAAUGCCAAGCAGUGCCCAGCAAGCACGACAUCUAGAGCCACCUCCUGUCCCCACAACGCUUCACCAGACCUCUCUAAGAUAUGGAAGCCCUGCAAGCCAGAUGCCAAAAAAUGAACCAAAAUGCCACUCGUCACUGGAUCAAAGCUAUUUAGAGACAAUGUAUUACAUUCCUACUGGGAUGAAUGCAAGUCCAAAUUCUACCCCUUCAGGCUGUUACCACAAGCCACCUUCAAGCAUGCCUCCUUCAGGAGGAAGAAGAGCAUGAAACAACUGUAGAAGUAUGCAUCCUGUUUACAUUAGAAAUCUUUUCUAGUGAGCAGGGUUUUUCAUUCAGGAAGGAUCUAAAAAAAAAUCUACAUUUAGAGUCAAUAUUUGUGGUUUCUCAUUUGGAAGACUACACGUUUUUGCAUUCUUCUACACGUCUUGCUGUUUUUUGUUGUUGUUGUUUUUUUUGCAGCAGCAGCAUCUUGUGCACCACAUUUUAAAGGGUUUACCCUACACCUGCUUUAAGACAUCUGCAUUUUGCUUUUUUGUGCAAGAACUCAUUCGGUCUAAAUGGCCCUUAAGGUUGCAGAAUUAAAGUUGUUUUGGCUGCUUUUAUUUCAAAAUAACUAUAAAAAGUACAAUGUUGUGACAUUUCUAAAUGUGCUGUUUGCUGACAUUGGAUUAAUCAUGGUUGUCAUUGUCUUGUGUACUGUCCAAACGAUAAAGUGAAAUAAUGUGAGUCCUUCUCUUUUCACUUAUGUAUCUAUAGGCCAAGCUUAUGAAAAUAGUAAUCCUGUCUUUUAAAGCUGGCAUGGUUCAAUCAACAAUACCUUCUCCUUGAACACCCUUAAAAGUUACACGUUAUGUAUUUCUGUGGUGAUUUAUUUAGUAAUGUCUCGGUUCAGACAAAAAUUCUAAAAUCAUUAUAUGACAUAAAUGAAUGUCUUUGUGCAAGGCCUUUGAUGUGCCCUGAUUGGUUGUGCAAGUAAAAUAAUGCUGUACAUUUGGGUAAAAAACAAAUAUGUCAAUGAGCAGGAUCAUCAGUAUCAAAACUGCUUCAGAAUAGUUUUCUAUCAUCAGAAGAUUGCCAUUGACUAUAUUUUACACAUGGAUGCACUCAAUUAAAGAUGAAUUGUGUACAGUUCACACGUCUGAUAUGUUCUAAUUGUCUAAUGUUUUGUUAUGAUGAUGACUUUUGAGUAAUUGUAAAGAUAAAAGCUAUGUUCAUAAAUACUUAAAUUACUGCAUUAAUUAUAGUCACACCUUAGCUUAAAGGAAAUAUAAGAGUGUCCAACUCUUGAAAUGCAACUAUUUCAUGUUGACAUAUCACACGUUCUCCAUUUUGGGAGAACACUUGCCAGCCACUGCACAAUUUAAGAUGACCCACUUUGAUAUUAGGACUACUAGUGCAUCAUUUAAGUCUAAGGCUGACAUCUAGUGGACAAGUCCCAUCUGUCCACAGAUUGCUCUCAAUGAUGUUUUAUAUUGCAUGAGAUGAUUUGCUAUUUGAGGGAGGAAAAAAGAAAGAAAUGCUGGCUGGAUACUGUAAACAAUGUGCCAAUGGGGCCAGUGCCCUGGGGUCUCUGGCUACCAUAGAGGGGUCUAAAAGAAUCCCAGAAAAAAAGCCAGAAAACUGCAGAUGUAAAACCACAUAUAGAUUGGCACAAUGUAAAAUAAAUAAAGUCAUGCAAAUAAAUAAAGUAAUGCAAAUGUCAUCUUUUUUAGCCCCUUAUCAUCUCUUUUGCAACCUAUCAUGCACAUGAAGUGUUCAUUCUUGUUAUGGAGUAACUUAAUAUCUUCAAAUGCAGAUAUAAU